This is a messenger RNA of Phytophthora sojae, 177 nucleotides long. RefSeq lists its product as hypothetical. The transcript has a single exon. The record is from RefSeq and is a predicted model, not a curated record. The annotation marks the transcript as partial. Lineage: Eukaryota; Oomycota; Peronosporomycetes; Peronosporales; Peronosporaceae.
AUGUGUGAGUUCUGCAAUAUGCAAUGCGAUUCUCGCCGUCAUCUUAGCAACCACCGCCGCUUCUGUAAGAACAACCCCGACAGAGAGAAGACAAAGGAAAAAAGGGAAAAGGCGGACGACCAAGGUGGGUAUUGCAGUAUUUGUGAUAUUCCAUACAAGAAACGAAGUGCAUACCAU